UACUAGAGUAUUACACUUACUCCGUAAGUACACUGUUUGAGUAUGUGAGAAAUUAAAUUGACCAACUGUCCAUCUGCUGCAUACGGACAUCAAAAAAAUGGUUAUGCAGCAUGAGAUUGAGAAAGUUGGGGCCCGUUUUGGGGACCGCCCCCUCAUCAGUUUUGGCGGAAGUAGUAGCCGGAUGCAGUAUGGAGGCAGUAGCAGUUCUAGGGCGGGGAGUGAAUAUAGAGGCGGAUCUACCACAGCCGCAGGCCGAUCCUCUUCAAGUGGUGCAUCCACUCAUGGCGGCAAUGGGGGCCAGAUGAAUCAAGUGACAAGGAUCUUAGGAGGGGUGGGAGGAGGUUAUGGUUAUCCUACCACUCCAUCUGCUGCGGGUCCUGGUCCUUCUAGGAUAGACGGAACAACCGGGAGUAGACAUCAAGUGCUAACUGGUUCCUUUGGAGGCGGAGGUCCUUUUUACGACGAUGAGCGCGGUCGCGGUGGAGGAGGGUCGGUUGUCUUCACGAUGUUAGACAGUCACAGUCACAGCAGUAGUGCUAGUGCUCAACAACAAGCGAAUCUUCCAGGAAGUGGGCAGUCUGGGGGUUUUGGAGGUGGGAGGUGUAGAAACCUCCAGCAGCAGGUUCUUGAUGCUGAGUUCAAAUGGAGACACCCUGAUGCUCCACAGCCGCAUCCGAGAAGGUCGUUGCGGCGAUGCCUUCUGCUCUAUGAACAAGGGGUGCAAAGCCAGAAGAUGCGCGCAAAAAAGCGGAUACAAGCGGCGCUGACAAGGAACAACACCAUCGCAGAGCAGUUGCGGUACAUAAAUCACGUUGAGGCAGAUGCUGGACCUGGACGAGCUCAUACUUUUGAUGGCUUAGUGAGCGACAAGACCUCCUCCAACACGACCAAAACAAAUGGCAACUACGCGGUAGGAAUAAAUGUUGUAGUAAACGACGGAGACACGACAGUGACAGCCGAUAAAAAUUCCACUAGUUCUUGUACUAAUACUAAUGCAGCUGAAAGAGAAACAACAAGGAUGACAUUUGGUGAGGUGGGAGACUCCAAGACUAAGAUUUCAUCGACAGAACCAGUCACACCGGCGAACAAGGAAACAGGAGAGGACCCAGAGGCAGACGAGGACGUGUUUUACUUAUGUUACAAACGGCCGACCAUCAUCUUCAUGAUUCUGUUUCUCUGACUUUGUUGGAAGUUCUUUGUCUGAAGUUUGUUGUGUUGUGUAUUGAAUCGGGGCAACAAUAGGAGGCCGCGGCGCCCGCUCGUGGGCCUCGCGGAUCACUCUGUGGAUCUUUCUCUGUGGUUAGCUCGGCUCAUGCCAUUCACGGUGUGACGCUCGGCAUUCUUCGGAGCAAAUGGCGUCAUAAGUAAGACACGUCCUCGUCGGCAUUCAUCUUCGGAGGACCCAGAGGCAGACGAGGACGUGUUUUACUUAUGACGCUAGUGUUAGUGUACGUGUAGCAGACUAGUGAGUGUGUGUAUCUCGUUUCUUUUUCGCGUCACAGUACCUACUAGGGCAUGGUCGUGUGAAAUAAAAACUUCUAAGUCGUGUAUCUUGUAGCACUACAGCUCGUAGUCGUAGAAGCGGCAUUUUCUAAUCCCUUCUCCCGAAAAAAGCCCUCGUCGAAUUUUUCAAAGCGGUGGUUCCCCCAGAAAUCGUGGAGGCGGGUUCCAUGGUGACAGACACGCCUACUCUCUGAUUCCUACUCCGACGGCCGGUUCUAUGGGAGUGAUACCUUCCGGCUUUGCCUCAGACCCUUUGGAGCCUAGUUCCAUGCAUUUCCACCAACUCCCAGUCCUGCCUUCUCAUGGGGUAAACGAGAAUUCAGCAAGAUUACAGGAGUCUAUCAACGUUCUGAGGAAUUCCGCGGCCGCGUCGCCAGCGUGGUUGGAACUGUCGUUAAGGAAGUGUGGUGUUUGGUACAGUUCUGCGGGAAAAGGAGCAGGAAAAAAGUGCUUCUUGAAACUAGAAGUAGCAGGAGAAAGAAACCAGAAUCUUAAUCUAUUGGAUACAGCACUACAGAAUGAAGAACGUCUUGAGUCUGUAGAGACCCAAGAAAUGAAUCUUGAAUCUGUAGAGAAACCGAAACCCAAGGAAAGAAUAUAUGGACGAAAUCAGUAUUUCUAUUUUCAUAGCGUAACGUAGGUAUUUCAAGCGGAACUUCUACGCGUGGUUGGAACUGUCGUUAAGGAAGUGUGGUGUUUGGUACUAAAUAACUUUCCCAGUCACUCACUGAGGCCUGACAACUUCCUCUCCCAUUCCUAACGUCAACAUGAUGUCCUCUUCAUAAGUAUUCAUACUGAGACCCACGCACAGGCGCACGGACACCGACGCCAGUUCAGAGAAUGAUGCGGUCCUCCAGCUCCUUGACGACAUUGAUAGGAGGCGCACAACCGGCGCGUAGUGCAAGUGCGAGUACUACUACGAAAUAUGUUGUAAUCACAGUGGACAACUUAAAUUUACUGUUGAUGCGUGGUCAUUAAUGUUCAUCCUCGUAAAUAAAGUUACUUUUCCUUUAUAAUAGUCCUCAAAACUUUUGUUGCUGAUCCUCGUAAAUAAAGUUACUUUUCCUUUAUAGUCCGCAAAACUUUUCUUGCUGAUCCUCGUAAAUAAAGUUACUUUUCCUUUAUAGUCCUCAAAACUUUUCUUGCUGUUCCUCGUAAAAGUUACUUUUCCUUUAUAGUCCUCAAAACUUUUCUUGCUGAUCCUCGUAAAUAUAGUUACUUUUCCUUUAUAGUCCUCAAAACUUUUCUUGCUGUUCCUCGUAAAUAAAGUUACUUUUCCUUUAUAGUCCUCAAAACUUUUCUUGCAGCUUUCCUCGUAAAUAAAGUUACUUUUCCUUUAAGAAGCUCCCCCUUUAGCUCCAUGCUACUCCAUGCGAUCCAUGCACUCCAUGCCAUGCGAGCUGUGAAACCUUAUAAAUUGCUCUGCUUUCUAAGUAGUCCUCAAAACAACUUUUGCUUUCUUCAGUCUGAUCUCUACCUCUAACUCCUUCCUUCGCAGCGGAAAAGACUCCAGGACCACGUACGGCGUGAUACACAGUGUACCAAGCUUUGGACUUCGAAGUUCUUUAGACGCCAACCUAGACUCGCUUAGUCGGUUUAAUGGAGCAAAGGUGAGCAGUCCUAAGAAUGAUGCGGAGGAAGCGGUGAGCAGUCCGAAGAAUGAUAUGGCCGCGAAGAGAUGAUUGUGCUGCCAACAUCUUCAUGUUGUUUUCGUCAAAUCCAUAUCUAAGAUCAUUUUUCAAUCCAGAUAUCAAGUUGAGAUCAUCUUCACAGGGUGAAGCACUCUGCUGCUCCAAUAUCCACCCUGUGGCGCACUAUCGCUCACGCAGUGUAGGCGGCGUGCCAGAUCGCGCGGACGCGAUAGCCAGUAAAGCCAGUUGGAUCACCGCAUCAACGUCCUACAAUGCGAAUAGUUAUGACGAGUUUGUCCCAGAUUCUAGUUCCACUUCCACAUAGUAGCCAUAGAAAUUGCCUUCCCAUAUAUCUUCGUGCGAUGCGCCUUCCGCGGACUCUAACCAAGAAACAAGCAAGGUGGAUCCCAAGAUUUGUCGCGAUUUCCACAUGGCUAUGCUCAAGUGGUGGACCGUUUACUCUAUUGGUCCUUGCAGCGGCAACUGUAUAACAACCCGCAUCCGGUGAUCAGACAGAUACCAAGGAUAUUCUCUCAACAGUGGGAACCGUUUUCCUUUGGCGAUGGCACUGUUAAGGCUACCCCUAAUCCAUCUCUAUAGACAUCCCUCAAGAAGAAUAUGCACCCCCAGCCCCAUACAAGGGACCCAUACUGUGGCAUAUUGUUGAGGGAUUGCCACAGGGAUGAAUUAGCGAGAGCUCUAACACUGGUAAGCGCGUACCUGAGUUGAAGACUGAGUUUCUGUGUGAAGUCAUCAUUCCAAGGAGAAAUCGGUGCGCAUAUCGUGGGAAGAUCAGGAUACGAGUACGGCAAGGUGCGGACUUGCACUCAAUAGCAAGUGCGCAUAGGCAAGUCUAUGGUUUGACGAUUCCACAAGCAGAGAAGUUGUUGAGGACGUUGGUGUUGACGAGAACGCAGAUACGUACAAUUUUUUACUUUCGCGUAUUCAACAUUGGCAUAUUAAAGUUCGAGCUUGAACUUGAUGAAGAUCUUUAGGUCGAAUAAUCAAUCAUAAAUCUGUAGCAGCCAUGCAAUUUAUGGACAUGUUUCUUCAUAUGUUGUAAGAACGCCUCUUCAUGAAGUAUAAUUUUCACGUUUCUACAACAUACAACAUCAGAGCAUGGUUCUUUUUCCGCAACACCUUCGCCACCCAAGGACAAGCAGUUAGCUAUAGAAGCGGGAGGCAGUGCAGCAGGUGACACCGACACGAGAAAACGACUGAAGAAGCGGCAUGCCUCAAGUGCACCUAUGACACAAAGUUGGCGGGAGACUGUGGAGAGAGGUAAGUAGAAUCUUGAAGCUAGAAACCCUUACCCUUAUUUUGCAUCUCUGAACAAUCCCUAUGCCAUUGCCAUCAUUCUCCAGAUGCAGACCUCGAUCGGAGUAUGGGCCACCUGAUGCCGAAAGACGGGUCGCCAUCGUCUGGGGAUAAGGUACUAACCUUAUUUUUUUUCGGCCUUAUGGUGAGUAGAGGAACCUGGAAGAAACUGAUGUUGUCGGCGGUAAAGAAUUCAGGAUUAGAUGAAAUGUUCCACUUUAGAUCUAAUCCUGAAUUGUUUACCGCCGACAUUAGAUGAAAAAGGAUUAGGCGGUAAACAAUUCAGGAUUAGAUCUAAAGGCGGUAAUCCUGAAUUAGAUGAAAAAGGAUUAGAUGAAAAUUUUUCUUCUUCUGACCUCCUAGUGGUCCUAUACCUCUUCAACUACAGAGAACAAGCGGCUCCGCUUCCCCCGAUGGCCUACGAGCUACAACGAUUCCCCUGAAUACUAAGACGAACUCAAAACGUGAGAUUCGUCCUCUGGAGGAGGACGAGUACGAGGACUCGGAUUUGGACUCAGGAGAAGCUGCCUACACACCCCCAGAAGACGGCUGUGCUAAAGGAGGAGGGUUGUUACCACCUCAACAAGGAAAUACUGGAGGUGUAGGUGUUGGAGGUAGUGGUCAAAAUGUAGAACUAGUCGAAGUCGAUGGUCCUCGCAAGCAAGAUCAAACUGAAGCUGCAACGAAUGAGCAAACAACUCAAAAACAAGCCCCUUCUUCUUCAAGUACUAGUACAACAGGGGUUCGUCGUGAUCCUCCUGCACCUAGCUCAACGUCAGGAGCAGUGGUCGCAGGAGCUUCUGCCAAUAGUAAAAAUGCAGCACCAGGAGGAGGGCCAACAUCAACUUCUUCUGCCACAAACAACAACAGCAGUACUAAAGUAAGGCUGCCCUUAAUCCAUCUCUAUAGACAUCCCUCAAGCAUAUGCACCCCAAUACAAGGGACCCAUACUGACGCAUAUGCUUGAGGGAUUUCCACAGGGAUGAAUAGGGGAGAGGUCUAACUAAAGCAAUAGCCAGCAUCAAUUCAAAUAAUUCUUCGGGUGCUGUCAAGGUGAUCUACGAUGGAGAUCUGUUGAGGCGCAUAGUGUAUGCGAAGAUUUUCCUACUCGGCGUGCAAGACGAGCGCGGAUUCGACAUUGCUCUAGACCAAAUGCAAUCCCUUGUCACGUGGGAAGACGUGCAAUGCAGACCGAUUCUACGUGGCGAGAAGGAGAAAGACACCGCUUUGGGCAAGUUUUUCACGCAGAAGGGUCUCGUCUGGUGGAAAAAGCACAAUGAGGCGAUACCGGAAGAAUGCGUCGUUUGGCCUGGGUCGAUUGAAGAGCAGGCUAGAGCUCUGAACAACGGAGUUUUCCGCGAAUUAGUAGAUCCUAGAGGAUUAUCGGAAUUCCUAGUUAGUCAAAAAAGUUCGAAUCUUUUGCAGCGGUACUACAAAAUGUGGGCAGAGACGUGGGCCGCAGCCUAUUUCUCCUCCACAUUGUCGAAGCCUUGGCCGCACUUGCCUAGGGACCCGCUGGGCCAGAGUGGUGAAAGGUAGAAGUGCUAUGUACUUUACUAAAGUGCCUGUCCUCGCAUAAUUUAUUUUGGGCUUAUCAGAUCUGAUCGUGCUGAGUAAGAGUAACUCGUUUCAUUCGAAAGAAAGACAAAGAACAACAGAUUCACUCACUAAAUUCAAAAUCCAGGUUAUCUACUUCUCCCGUCUCCCGCAACUACGCCAGACGUGUUGGACGCAUGAUGCUAGAUGUGAUGAAAGCUGGGUUCACCCAAGCGCUUCUUUUUCCUGGUGGCAAGGGGACAGAGAGACUGCUAGACGCUUUCGUUGACGGAAUCAUUGCAGUGGAAGGGAUCAUGGAGAAGCUGAAGCCGUGCUUUCUGAGCAGAACUGGAGGAGGUGUGUCGAGUUAUGGAAAUUCCGCUGUAGCGUAAAUUUUUUUUUGAAUUUUUUCUGCGCUAGAAGUUGUAGAGAGAGCGAGCAUCCAUCAGCACUAGACAACUUGUGUAUGGCCGCUCUGGUAUUUGGUAAAAACCUGACUCCCCAAAAACAUUAGUCCUUUUCUAACCCCAAGAUUCCGCAGAAGAGAUGCCGUUGAGUGACCGAGUAUUGUUGAUCUGUACUAUGACGAUGAUGCUGGCUGGUGGCUCUCAGCGUAAUAGGUGGUCUAGGGAGAAAUUCGUGGCUGUAGGGCUCAACGAUGCUGGCGUGCAUGAAAACGUGAUGAAAAAAAUCUUCGAUAAGAUCGACGAUUUUGGUUUAGUUUUAGUUUAAAUUCAGCUUCCUACUCGUUUGGAGUAGAGCUGAUAUUGGUAAUCAGGUCGGUUAACGAUGUCAUCAAAAUUAGGAUUCAUUCAAAAUUAGGAUUCAUUCAAAAUUGAGAUUGUGUUGUUGUUGCCGUUGUAUUUGACUGAAAAAGAAACGAAGGAAUGGGAAUCAUGCCAAGGACGGAUUCUAUGCAGGGGGUCCGCGUCGAUUCGCUCAAUACAGCAAUGACUUAUUCGCGAAGCUAGCCUAUCUAUUACCAAAAGAAAACAAACUUACUCACUUCGUUGUGAUCAAGAAAACAAACCUAACAAACUUGCCGAUGAAAGGAAAGACUAAAAUUUGUCGAUUUACCUAACAAACUUGCACUGAUAGUACCGGUAUCGCAGCUACUAGUGGUGCGAUGUAAAAAAGUGAAAUUGUAUUUGGUAUCAAAGUGCGCGAUGUCCUAGCAGAAUGAAAAUGUACAAAUUCUUCAAGCUAAAGCGAAUAUUGAUGAGAAGUGUCAUAGUUAGUCAUUCCUAGCGGCGUGAUUUAUUUAACAAAGUUACAUUCAAACAGUGGUACACCCACCUUUAGACCUCAUCGUGGUAUCUCAAAAAUGCUAUAGAAGAAUGGUUCAUGAAGAUUGGAUAAAUGUCAUGGAGUAACGAUUUUCAUCUUUGGAACAUAAUGAUCCGUAAAAAUGCUCACACCAUGAACAACAUCAACAACAUGCGUCGGAAGAUGAAGAUGUUGAUUUCUCUGCGCGCGAAAGGCCAGAGUUUCAACCAACGGAACAAAACACUUAACACGCUACGAGGACUUGAUGUUAACAACAAUGAAAUGAAGAGCAUUAUCUAUCUUCAGGCAAGGAUAUGACAUGUCGGCGGAGCACACCAUUUGCCACUCAAGUACACACUUCUAGUGAGUAGGAC
Molecule: messenger RNA, 7627 nt
Organism: Amoebophrya sp. A25
Lineage: Eukaryota; Dinophyceae; Syndiniales; Amoebophryaceae
Source: the annotation of a GenBank genome assembly